Messenger RNA from Polyodon spathula (Mississippi paddlefish), 3836 nucleotides. It is a transcript of the gene ubp1, whose product is annotated as upstream binding protein 1. Bases 675 to 2330 code for a protein of 551 amino acids. The transcript has 17 exons. Gene Ontology annotation, cellular component: nucleus. The record is from RefSeq and is a predicted model, not a curated record. NCBI's taxonomy places the organism in Eukaryota, Metazoa, Chordata, Actinopteri, Acipenseriformes, Polyodontidae. Gene Ontology annotation, molecular function: DNA-binding transcription activator activity, RNA polymerase II-specific; RNA polymerase II cis-regulatory region sequence-specific DNA binding. Gene Ontology annotation, biological process: regulation of transcription by RNA polymerase II.
AAGGUUUUGUGCAGGGAGUUUGAGAGGCCAUGUUGAUGAUUUGUAUGGCGCCGUGGGGAUUUCCCUAGCGGGGAAAAAAAGAAGCCCUUUGCCGGGGGAUUUAAAAAAUAUAUAUAUAUAUAUAUAUAUAUAUAUAUAUAUCAGGUUAGGCUGGCCUGGGGCGACACAACCCUUCGACCGAACUCGCAAUGAGAAAGGGAGAGCGGUGUCGGAGUGGAGACGGAGCAAGGAGCACAUAGCGAAAGAUACUGCCAGGGAUUCAGUGGUGGAAACUAGUGUUUGUUCAACCGUUGUUGUUAUCCAUACGCAAACAUUUUACUGUAUCGUAAUAGAGACUGUAUAUUACAGCCAGCAUCAACAGUGUAAUUCUGCAGUUAUAUUACAUUUUGCCUAUGCACUAUACUUAAUCUGUGGUAACACAUGGUAGAGAAGGGAUGAUUUUAAUAUGUUAUUGUUAAUUUCGACUUUUAAUUGAAAAAAUAAAUAAAUUGGAUACUUGCCAAUUAACAAUUUUACAAAUUAUAGAAUUAUGUUAAUGACUAAAGUGACAACUGACAGGCUGUAUUGUAACAUCGGACUUAUAGUUCGCCUAAUUUGUUUUACGUAGCCCCUCCCGCAAACUAAAACUAGAGCUAGAUACAGACCAGUUUAACUUCGGUCGCCAAAUUGAAAACAUGGCUUGGGUGCUGAAGAUGGAUGAGUCGAUCGAGUCGGGGCUGGUGCAUGACUUCGAUGCUAGUCUCUCUGGAAUCGGGCAGGAACUCGGCGCCGGCGCCUACAGUAUGAGUGAUGUCUUGGCACUGCCUAUUUUCAAGCAGGAAGAUUCAAGCCUGCCCCCAGACAGCGAGACCAAAAACCCUCCAUUCCAGUAUGUUCUGUGCGCUGCCACCUCGCCGGCAAUCAAACUGCAUGAUGAGACCCUCACCUACCUGAACCAAGGUCAGUCCUAUGAAAUCCGAAUGUUGGAUAACAGAAAGAUCGGAGAACUGCCAGAAUUGAACAGUAAAAUAGUGAAGAGCAUAGUUAGAGUGGUGUUUCAUGACCGGAGGCUUCAGUAUAUGGAGCAUCAACAGCUGGAGGGCUGGAGGUGGAAUCGCCCUGGAGACAGACUGCUGGAUGUUGAUAUCCCAAUGUCUGUUGGAAUUAUUGACCCAAGGACAAACCCAAACCAGCUCAAUGCAGCUGAAUUUCUGUGGGACAUUACAAAGCGCACUUCAGUUUUUGUCCAGGUACAUUGCAUCAGCACAGAAUUUACUCCUAGGAAGCACGGUGGUGAGAAGGGUGUACCAUUCAGAAUUCAGAUCGACACUUUCAAUCAUAAUGAGAAUGGAGAAUACACUGAUCACCUCCAUUCAGCCAGCUGCCAAAUCAAGGUCUUCAAGCCAAAGGGAGCGGACAGAAAGCAAAAGACUGACCGAGAGAAGAUGGAGAAAAGGACCCUUCAGGAGAAAGAAAAAUACCAGCCUUCGUAUGACACCACCGUCCUGGCAGAGAUGAGGCUUGAGCCUAUAAUAGAAGAUGCAGUUGAACAUGAGCAGAAAAAGUCCAGCAAGCGGACUUUGCCAGCAGACUGCGGUGAUUCUCUGGCAAAGCGAGGCAGUUGUUCUCCUUGGCCAGACAACGCCUAUGUGAAUACCACGCCAACAUCUGCUCCUACAUUUACCUCUACAGCGCACAGCACUAGCACUGUUCCAGACAGGCAACGACAUUCAAGUUUGGAACUGAGCAGCACAAGCAAUUCCUCCUCACCGAAUAAUCAGGGAGAUUUGAUAGUCAAUGUGGCGAUGGAACAACUCAGUCCCACUGCUUCUAUACAGGAGGCACAGCAAUGGCUUCACAAGAAUCGAUUUUCUACAUACGCACGGAUAUUAUCAAACUUCUCAGGUUCUGAUUUACUUAAGCUGACACGAGAGGAUCUGGUUCAAAUCUGUGGCCCAGCUGAUGGAAUUCGGCUGUUUAAUGGACUUAAAUCAAGGUCUGUUAGGCCACGCUUGACUAUCUAUGUCCGUCAGGAAACAACGCAACCAGAAACUCUUUCACAGCUUGAAAACCAGCAAGAGACUGAGAAUGGAGAACACAGCAAUAGUGCAAUAUAUGUGUAUCAUGCUCUCUACUUGGAGGAGAUGACUGCAGCUGAGCUUACCAGGAAGAUUGCCUCCGUUUUUAAUAUCUCCUUGAAUCAGAUUAUCCAGGUUUAUAGACAGGGUCCAACAGGCAUACAUAUACUCGUCAGUGAUCAGAUGGUGUACAACUUUCAAGAUGAAAGCUGUUUUUUAAUCAGCACAGUGAAAGCAGAAAACAGUGAAGGUUAUCACGUGAUAUUGAAGUGAAGCAUGCCAAGUAACACUGGACUGACAUUUCCACAGUCAGAGGAAGAAAUCAUUUAAAAGAAAAUGUGCAGAACAACCUUUUAAAAGAAGCAUUGAGCAAAUCCCAGUAAAUGUUAGAAUCUGAUUUAUAGUGUAUAAAAAUGUUUCAUAUUGAAAACAGAAAGAUAUUAAAGAAAGAAGUCAACGGAUAAGCCACUGUCUCGAGUCCUGCGACAUAGUCUUUGACACUCACCAUGAAGAAAAUGACAACGCUCAGCCUUUCUAUUUUUAAAAAGCAAAUAAAGGUCGGUAUAUAUUACAGUUUGCACUGGUUGUUGGUUCAAUAUCUAGCUUGAAAUAUGGAGCGAAAUGUUUCACUUGCAGGUAUUAUUUUUUGACUUCUAUUGUGAAAGAUGUGGAGUACUCGACUGAAGAAGCCUCAGUUGGUUCCAAUAUGGAAAAGAAUACUGUAAAACAGGAAAUAUGUGCAGCAACUUUAUUUUGUGGGUUUCUCUGGACAUAUUUACAACAACAAAUGUUUACACAGGUAAACAACACAUACUGUAUAUAAAAUGAACUGAGUAAUUAUGAACAUUUUGCGGCAUGUAUAUUUUGCUUAUUUUUAAUAAACGCUAAAUUAGUAAAUAUUUCUUGUAAGCAAACAUUUCAUGUCUUACAGUAUUCUUUCUUUCUCUCUCGAUAUCUACAAAAUGCUGCCCUCCCCUCCCUGUUAACACAUUGUUCAAAUUAAAUUGAAAUGACUGUCAAACUUGCUGUUUUUUUGUUUUCUCCAUUGCAAGCAUGUUUGACAAUACGUUUUCGGUAGUCAGACAUGUUCCAUAUCUUGAACUGCCUUAUGUGUGUUUCGUAUCGUGAGUCAAAAGCAAAUGAAAGAAUGAGGAAACAUGACCAAAUAUUUCUGCACUUAAGGCAGACACAAAUGAUACUGGGUUGGGAAAUCUGUUGUACAUUUGAAGUUGCAUAUAUUAAAAAAGAGAGAAGUACAUAUGUAAACAUUACAAAAAGACUAUUAUUUUUUUGCUUGGAUGACAGCUCCAAAAUGAGCUGCUAACAAUGAAAAGUGGAAAAAGAAAUGUGCCCUGUAACUCGCGGUAUGCCAUACUGCUUUUUUUCUGAUUUUUGAAAAAGCAUUACGUAGUUAGUUUUUUUAUUCCAUUAAACUCAGUAUAAGGUGCUCUGCUACAGUUAAUGGGAUUGUGUAGUGAUAAAAUGCAUUCUUUUUAUUAAUGUUAUAUCACAAAAACAAAUUGCUUAAUUUUAUGAUGGCCAGUAAACAGCUGACCUAGAGCACCCUUGUGUUUUUUUUAAUUUUUUUUAUCAUUUGUCAUAAAUUGAAGACAGUGGCAUACAAUUCUGUAGCAUAUCACCUUAAUUGAGUUGUGCUGAUUCGAAAAUUGUGUGUAAAUGAGGAUACAGUGCUUUUCUGCUGCUCUUGUGCAUUAUUAAAUGUUGAUUUACACACUUCAAACUAUCCUGAAAUUAAACCAUGUAAAUCACUUUGUAAAA